This is a messenger RNA of Pseudocercospora fijiensis CIRAD86, 1307 nucleotides long. RefSeq lists its product as uncharacterized. Lineage: Eukaryota; Fungi; Ascomycota; Dothideomycetes; Mycosphaerellales; Mycosphaerellaceae. The transcript has a single exon. The record is from RefSeq and is a predicted model, not a curated record. The coding region runs from base 32 to 1066 and encodes 344 amino acids.
GGAGCUGCUUAGCGCUGCCGUCAGACACGGCAUGCCAAACGGCGGCAUCGUGUGCAGCAAUGUCGCUGGCCAGCCCUCGAAGAGGGGCGACGGUCUCCUGGAUUACACCCCAAAAGCCGCGGGUAAACAUGGCCUUCCGAUGUUCAACGUGAACCGGACCUUCAUGCACGAUGCCGCGUGGGAGGCACUCUUGGACGGGCUCGAUCACGUCCGCCCGACGAGGAGCGCUCAGGCGCGUCCGCAAGGUCAGUGGGAUCGGCGAGACACGCGUCGGUCUCGAAGUCCAGCGCGAGAGCCGAGAUCGUACAGAGAGCGAGGUGAACAAGGUCACCGAGGUGAACAAGCUCGUGGGCAUCGGAGAGACGAGCGUCGGUCUCGGAGUCCAGCGAGAGUGCCGACAGAGCGUGAAUCAGCGCAGAAAACCAUUCGUCAGCUGCUGAGCGCUCAAGCGGAAGCGCUGGAUCGAAUCUCCAAGGCCGAAGAGGAAAUUCGACGCCUGGCUGAAGAUAAACUGAAGGCCAAAGAGAAAAUUCAAUGCCUGACUGCAGAGAAUCUGAAGGCCGAAGAGAAGAUUCGACGCCUGGCUGCAGAGACUCUUAAGGCCGAAGACGAUCGACGCCAGGCCGAAGAGUAUGCAGAGCAACAGCGUUUGCUUACUGUUGCUUUGACGGAGGCUUUGAACCGCAAUCUUACACCUGCGAGUCACGACCAAUCUCGUCGCCCCGACAGCCGGAUGAGAGGCCGGGCGGACAGCCGCAUCCCUCCUGGAAACGACCACUUUUUCCGUCAUUCAAGCAACCCAGACGCAGGUCACUUGGGACAUAUGCGAGUCGAACCUCCCCCUGCACCUGGAAAGGGCAGCAAAGCGCCUGAAAAGGGCAGCAGCGCGCCUGAAAAGGGCAGCAGCGCGCCUGAAAAGGGCAGCAGUGCGCCUGGAAAUGGCAGCAGUGCGCCUGGGAAUGGCAGCAGUGCGCCGGGAAAUGGCUACAAGAAGCGCCGUCGUGGCUGUCGUGGCGGUCAAAAAAGGAAACAUGGUCGUCGUGAUGGCGAUGGUGGUGGUGAUUGAGCAGAGCAAGCGGAUAUUUCGCAACAAGAAUGGCCUUUCAGGACAUUAUGGUUGCAUGCUUUCAACUGCAUCUCGACUUGUGCUGGCAAGUUCCAAUUUGCGAGCACAAGUCUUUGCUGUGAACCAGAUCACGAUGCUGGGUAGCUAGCAUAGCGCAUAGCGCAUUUGCAAGCAAUCCAAUGAUGUGUAAUUUUCCUUUGAAUUUUCCUCUCUUCCUCGCAAAACUCUCUUUGCCUUCUUC